Peromyscus leucopus (white-footed mouse) is the source of this 1738-nucleotide messenger RNA. RefSeq names its product double-stranded RNA-specific editase B2-like. Gene Ontology annotation, molecular function: double-stranded RNA binding; double-stranded RNA adenosine deaminase activity; tRNA-specific adenosine deaminase activity. Gene Ontology annotation, biological process: RNA processing; adenosine to inosine editing. Bases 347 to 850 code for a protein of 167 amino acids. The transcript has 4 exons. Gene Ontology annotation, cellular component: cytoplasm; nucleolus. The record is from RefSeq and is a predicted model, not a curated record. Lineage: Eukaryota; Metazoa; Chordata; Mammalia; Rodentia; Cricetidae.
GCAAGGAUCAAGUCAGGCACAAGCUGGUAUUUCAGCAAAGGCAAUGCUGGGGGUUACUUCCUCACACUCAGCGCAACUCCUUGCUAAAGUCCUGGACCAGGGAGAAGCAGACAGCAGACAAGUGGGGCCUCCUCAGGAGGACUUCGUGAGGCAGAGCUGAGGAGAGGGAUAUGCAACAGCCAGCUGUCACAAGUUGCUUCUGUCCACCACAUCGAAGAGCACUGAUGCUUGUGUCUUACAGGAUUUUGCAGACUCUGUGUCCCAGCUGGUCACACAGAAGUUCCGUGAACUGACAGUCGGCCUGACAUCUGUAUAUGCCCGCCACAAAACACUGGCAGGAAUCGUCAUGACAAAAGGCUUGGACACCAAACAAGCGCAGGUCAUCGUCCUCUCCUCUGGGACCAAGUGUAUCAGCGGCGAGCACAUCAGUGACCAGGGGCUCGUUGUCAACGACUGCCAUGCUGAAAUUGUGGCCAGGCGGGCAUUUCUUCACUUCCUCUACACUCAGCUGGAGCUGCACUUGAGCAAACACCGAGAGGACUCCGAGAGAUCAAUAUUCAUUCGUUUAAAGGAAGGAGGCUACAGGCUUCGAGAAAACAUCCUCUUCCAUCUCUAUGUGAGCACGUCCCCCUGCGGAGAUGCCAGACUCAACUCUCCCUACGAAAUCACAACAGAUUUGAACAGCAGCAAACACAUCGUCAGGAAGUUCCGAGGCCACCUGCGCACCAAGAUUGAGUCUGGGGAAGGGACAGUCCCUGUCCGGGGCCCCAGUGCAGUCCAGACAUGGGAUGGCAUCCUGCUGGGGGAGCAGCUAGUCACCAUGUCCUGCACAGACAAGAUUGCCAGGUAAGAGCCAACUUGGCUGUUCUGUUUCCAAAAUCGGCUCUAGAGCUUAGUGAGGACAGCAAAACAGCAGAUCCAUACUAGGUCUUAGCAUUGAACCCACUCCAAGAAACACAGUGUUCGUCAUCAAGGACUCAGGUGCCUGACAUUUGGACAUACAUGUUCACAUGUGCAUACAUGUGGUGUAAGACCAGAAGUCAAUGCGCAGUGCCUUCCUUAGUCAGUCUCCACCAUAUCUUCUGAGAUGGAGUCUGUCCAUAAGCCUGGAGUUCACCAAUUAGGCUAGACUGGCUGACCAGUGAGCCCCAGGAAUUUGCCUAUCCCUGACGCCGCAGCACUGGGAUUACAAGCACACACCACCACACAGAGCCUUUUAUGUGAUUUCUGGGGGGUCAAACUCAGAUCCUUAUGUUUGAAGAGCAAGAAUUUUACCAAUUAAGACAUCGCCCCAAUCCCUGCCCAUCCACAUUUUUCAUUUCAUAUGCUUGAGGAAAAAGCACCUUUCAAAUGCACAUACCCAGCAAUUUCGAGUUGCCACAGCAAAUAUUCCAAACCUCUGACCUAGAGGUUAAUUUUUCUCCUGUUGCAAUGUAAAUUGAAAUAAUUAUUUUUAUGAGGGAAAAAAAAAAGACUUAGAUCUGCCAUCUGUGGAUGCUGUGACCACUAUCACAGAAUGGGACUGAGUAUGGAGUAAAGGGGUUUUCUCUGCCACAUCUUUUACUUUGCACUAAAGGUGUUUCAAAAGCCUCCACAGGCUGUUCUCAGGGAGGAGUAGCCCCAGCAUCAAGGUGAACAGAAGGAGAAGGAAUUUACAGAAAGGGCAUCUCAGCGUCCUUCACAGACUCCUGCUAACUGAGAAAGGCCUGAGUUGGGUGGGAGUCGCCCCACUCCCCUU